Molecule: messenger RNA, 1653 nt
Organism: Medicago truncatula (barrel medic)
Lineage: Eukaryota; Viridiplantae; Streptophyta; Magnoliopsida; Fabales; Fabaceae
Exons: 5
Coding region: 1-1653 (550 amino acids)
Molecular function (GO): catalytic activity
Source: RefSeq, a predicted model, not a curated record
AUGAGUCUAGUGGCGUGGAAUUGUCGGGGUGUAGGUAGCCCGAGUGCAAUUCCCGACCUUAAGUAUCUAGUUCGGCAUUUCAAUCUGGACCUUUUAUUUUUAAGUGAGACUCUAGCUCACCGAAAUAAAAUUGAAGAACUUCGUUUUCUGCUUGGUUACGAUUGUUGUUUUCUUGUAGACCGCACCGGUAGAGGCAGAGGUCUUGCAUUAUUUUGGCGUAAUUCUUUACAUUGUCAACUUGUUGAUUUUUCGAGUAAUCAUAUUACUGUUGAGAUAAAUGAUAUUGUUCUUGGUACUUGGAGACUUACUGGCUAUUAUGGCUAUCCUAAUGGAGGUCGUAGAACUGCCGCUUGGAAUUUUCUUCGACAACUUUCUCAUCAAUUUACAGGUCCUUGGUGUAUCUUUGGCGAUUUUAAUGAUAUCCUUGAUGCAAGUGAGAAAAGGGGGCGCAUCACUAGACCUCCGUGGCUUAUAAACGGGUUUCGUCAAGCUGUUAUUGAUUCAGGUUUGUCUGAUGUUCCAAUUGAAGGUUAUCCAUUUACUUGGUUCAAAAGUCUAGGCACUCCGUGUGCCGUGGAAGAAAGAUUAGAUCGUGCACUUGCUAACAAUUUGUGGUUUAAUAUCUUUCUGAAUGCUACUGUUGAAACUUUGGUAGCACCUGUUUCUGAUCAUUAUCCCAUAUAUGAAUAUUCUACCCAUACUAUUAUUCCGAAGCUUUCCUCUUGCGCGGAAGACAUGUCUGUUUGGAAAAAAUCACAUUGUCAUAAAUUAAAAACUGAUAUUGAAGAUUGUCGCAAACAAUUGCAGGAAACUCGGUUAGGAUCUGCUGGUAAUAAAAUUACUAAUGAGCAGGAUAUGCAAGACGUGGCAAGGAAAUAUUUUGUAAAUAUUUUUCAACAACAGAAUAGUGAUUCUUCUUCCGUUAUUGAUGUUAUUAAUCCGUCUGUUUCUGAUAAUGACAAUGAAAUGCUCACGGCCCCGUUCUCUAAGGCAGAGUUCAAGGAUGCUAUUUUCUCUAUGCAUCCAGAUAAGUGUUCAGGCCCAGAUGGCUUCAAUCCGGGUUCUACGCAGGUUAGCAUGAAGGACUGGCGCCCUAUAGCACUUUGUAAUGUGUUAUACAAAAUCAUUUCGAAAGUGUUAGCAAACCGGUUGAAGAAAGUGCUGCCUAAAUGCAUUUCCGGCAAUCAAUCCGCCUUCGUCCCAGAACGCUCAAUUUUAGAUAAUGCUAUGGUAGCAAUUGAGGUUUUACAUUUUAUGAAAGCCAAGACGCUAGGGGAAGACAGAAGGUUUAUCUUCGCUUAUCAGAGAUGCCGAGACAAGAGGUGUCCUCUCACCGGUACAAAGGUUUGUCGUCAAGCACCGUCAGUUUCUCAUCUUUUAUUCGCUGAUGAUUGUUUUCUCUUUUUCAAAGCUAACGAGGGUCAAGCACAUGUUAUGAAGCAUAUUCUAUCCACUUAUGAAUUAGCUUCUGGUCAAGUGAUCGGUUUACCAAAGUCUGAAAUAUAUUGCAGUCGUAAUGUUCCUGAUGACCUCAAAGCUAACAUUACAGAUAUUUCAGGCGUCCAACUUGUGUUGGGCACAGGUAAAUAUUUUGGCUUACCUUCUAUGAUAGGUCGAGAUCGAAAUGCUACGUUUGCUUAUGUUAUACCCUGA